This is a messenger RNA of Cetraspora pellucida, 528 nucleotides long. The record is from the annotation of a GenBank genome assembly. Lineage: Eukaryota; Fungi; Glomeromycota; Glomeromycetes; Diversisporales; Gigasporaceae.
UAUCAUAAACGUCGAAUUGAAAUGGAAAAUUUAAAAGAAGAUUUUAUUAUUGUUGAUCGUGAAGUGUUUGAUGGUGAUGUUUAUAAAGAAAUAUAUGGAUUUGAUAAAAAUAUUAUUAAAAAUGAACAUGUUGAAUUUAAUAAUUUAAUGAUGGUUUUUCUUAUAUUAUGUAAUGAAAAUAAUCUUGAAAGAAAUUAUAAUAGUAGAAAAGUAAAUGAACGAAAAUAUUCAUUAGUUGAAUGUAAAAAUAUUCUUAAAAAAAAAAAAAUGGAUUUAAAUCAAAUGAUCAAUAAUAUUGUUUUAAAAUAUCAAAAUAUAUUUAAUAUUAAUAAAAAACCUGAUCCAAAAAUUAUUAUUAUCACGGGUCCCAUUGGAGCUGGAAAAACUAAAUUAUCAAAUUUUUUAGCUGAAUAUUUACAAGAUAAUGGAAAAAAGGUUUUAAUAAGUGAAGAAAUGUCUUUAAAAUUGAAAGAUGAAUUAGAGAUAUAUUAUAGUAUUAAAAAGGUUAAUCCAAAUGAUCAAGGAAUA